Molecule: messenger RNA, 1187 nt
Organism: Erpetoichthys calabaricus (reedfish)
Lineage: Eukaryota; Metazoa; Chordata; Cladistia; Polypteriformes; Polypteridae
Product: histone H3-like
Cellular component (GO): nucleosome
Molecular function (GO): structural constituent of chromatin; protein heterodimerization activity; DNA binding
Source: RefSeq, a predicted model, not a curated record
UGAAACCUGAUACCAACGGGCGUUCGGGAGGCUGUUAAAUGGAUGAUACACUUAACGCUCUCUUGACCCUUACUUGAAUUCUUUCUCUGUUCCUUAAUGCUCGUGUGCAUGCAACUCGCAUCUUUUCUGAGGUUUGGGCAAAUUGUACGUUCGGGUGGUUUUGAAUUGUGCAUUAUGGUUUUCUUUGACGAAAGCGUGACAAAAAUGCCCCAGAUCCUUUUCUUAUAUAUCCCUCGUUAUGUCUGCACGCCCGCCAUUUAAAAAAAAAAAACCUGAAUGCAUAUUUCCAUGUGCAAUUACAUCCACAAUACAACCACGUCUCAUGUUAUUAUGCUGAGACUGGCCGUCGUGUGUGUUUGUCCGGUGAAAGACUGGCUUCCUGUUUUUGGUGACUGCAGGGAUAGGCUCCAACAGCGUAAUGAAGGAGAGUACAUCGUGUUGAACGCGAUGGAUUCCUGUGACCAGUUGACGGCAGCGUUCAAAUUGCGCGCUGAACUUUUUAGAACGACCAGGCGAAAGGCAACCUGUAGGCCGAGCCUAAAGGCAGCCGCUUUCGUCAUUGACCCCUUUUUCCUUCCACCCAAUCACAAACCAGUACGGCCUCAAUAUAACGCGCAUCGGGCGGCCGUUUCUUUAAUCAUUUGUUCGGUUCUUUUCAGUGCCUUAGUUGUUCAAAAGACGGUGAAAUGGCAAGGACGAAGCAGACGGCUCGUAAGUCCACUGGUGGCAAAGCUCCCCGAAAACAGCUCGCCACUAAAGCAGCUCGAAAGAGCGCUCCUGCCACCGGUGGAGUAAAAAAACCCCAUCGUUAUAGGCCCGGCACAGUAGCUCUGCGAGAGAUUCGUCGAUAUCAGAAAUCCACUGAAUUGCUUAUUCGUAAGUUGCCUUUCCAGAGGCUGGUGAGGGAGAUAGCUCAGGAUUUCAAGACCGAUCUCCGUUUCCAGAGUUCCGCGGUCAUGGCUCUGCAGGAGGCCAGCGAGGCUUAUUUGGUUGGCUUGUUCGAAGAUACCAACUUGUGCGCCAUCCAUGCUAAGAGAGUGACCAUAAUGCCCAAGGACAUCCAGCUGGCUCGUCGCAUUCGUGGGGAACGCGCCUAAGGACUCGGAUAUGAGAAAGUAGAAUGUAAUGGAAAGAAAAUGGCUCUUUUCAGAGCCGCCACAAGCUCAUUUUCAAGAGGUUGAAGUCCU